Messenger RNA from Branchiostoma belcheri (Belcher's lancelet), 2860 nucleotides. RefSeq lists its product as uncharacterized. Bases 292 to 2757 code for a protein of 821 amino acids. Lineage: Eukaryota; Metazoa; Chordata; Leptocardii; Amphioxiformes; Branchiostomatidae. The transcript is spliced from 17 exons. The record is from RefSeq and is a predicted model, not a curated record.
CUGGACACACCUUUUUCUUACACUACACCCAGUCUGGAUUCUAAGAGCAUCAUUUCAGGUGCACUUCGGUAGUUUGUUCUUAAGUGGUUGAGAAAAUAUAAGACUUAUAAUGAAUCCAGGUGUCGACACUGUUUAAUAGGGUGUCCUUGGAGACAUAAUUAUUGUUGUUAGUGCUCAAAUUUUGUCCUGAUUGUCUAAAAAGCGAUGUUGUCCAACAACCUUCGUCCUUUUUACCUCCCUAAUUCGAUGAACAGAUGGGUCAUUGUGUUUAGGCAGUCGCUAGACUAAUCCAUGCCUACCCAGAUUGACGUGUUAAGCUCUGUUAGAUUCAGAAGAAAAGAAUUUGGAACGAGGAGUGUGUUUUUUGUCUCUGCAGGUGUGAACAAGAGAAGCUUGGAGAAAAUCAUGGCUAGCAAAGGACAACAAGUAGUUGAAGAAGUCAUCCAGAAAACGGAUGUAAACGCCCCUAAAGGAAAGCGUCAGCAGGUUAGCGAAGACGUGAUAGUCCCCACACGGAAAGACGAUGUUCCCGCACGGAAAGAAGAUUACGUCCCUGGUGCUGCCCCUCCACCUGAAGUCAUACAGAAGACACUCGAAACUAAUGCAAUGUAUUCUAUUUUCCCCAAUGCAGAUAAGGAAACCAUAGUCGGUGGCAAUGUGAGCCUCAUGGUCUCAAUCUUCGAGCGAAAACAGGAAGAGGAACGACGAACAACCAAUGAAAGUCCACAGACCCAGAAAGUGUCAAGACGCGAAGAAGGAGACCUCGUCUCUUCCUUCAACGCCUCCUUACGAGAGGAGGAGGAGGAGAAACAGCGGCAGAUGGAGGAGUUGAGAGAGAGGUUGAAGGAAGAGAGAGGCCUGAUGACAGAGGAUGCACGGAUCGUACAGACCACGUCAGAAGUGCUGCUCACCAUGGGACAGAACAAGGAGAAGGAGAUGGAAGUCAUCAGAGCACAGCUGAAGGAGGAAAGAGUCAACAUCUCGGAGGAUGGGAAAAUAGUGGAGACAAGUAAGUCUGCUCUCCUGUCUGAAGAAGAAGCCAAGCGAGUACAGUUGGAGCUGGAGAAAGCCGAUCUGGUCAGACAGAGGAUGCAGCUCUCUGGUGAUGCAAGUCUGGUAGAGAAGGCAAAGGGGGCGCUUUUCACAACCGAAGAGCACCAUGGGAUAGAAAAAUGGCGUACAGACGGUAAAAUAGUGUCAACGACAACUGAGUCCAUCAGGACCUACCAACAAGGUGACGAAAAAGUAGAGAUCAUAGAAGCAGCUACCACCUACACAACAGACGAAGUAGAAGGAACGGUUACUAAUAUUGUAUCACAAGCGGAAAUGGCAACACCAAUUUCCGAGCUACAGACCACAGAAGGGGAAUCCGGAGUUAUCACUGAGACAAGCCUUGAAGAAAUCAAGAGUGGAGGCAGUGACACAACUACGGUGAUUCAUCCGCCACAAGAAAUCGAGAAAACAAUAGGAGAGUCACAAGUUCUGAUUGAUGACAUCAUUGCACUGACAAGAGCGAAAAGAGAAGAGAGAAUGUCCAAAAGGCAAACCACGUCAGUUCGUACAAUCACAUCAACAACGUCAGGGGAACAGGUUCAGGAGAUGACAAAAACAGAAACAGUUGUGAUGGAAAACGGAGAGACAGAUAAAGCAUGCGAUGAAGGGAUGACGAGUUUUCAUACCACUGCUAGCGAGACAAGGGUAGAGACAACAGAUGAAGUCACCCCAUGUAACGUCCCGCCGAGUCAGUCUACCUCCCAUUUGGUCCCAACAAAAGGCACAAAAAUGGCCUCCAGGCGGGUUAGGUACGGAGGUCGGCAGAUUACUGCAAACCAGCGCCAGGUUCUGGGCACGGGUUGGAAAGGUGCAAAAACUACGGUGACCACAGUCACAACAGUACGCACGAGUAAUACUAGGACUCAGUCUGGAGAAUCUGCUAGUGAGUCAGCAGCGACGAACAGAAUGUCACAGGAAGAGAUACAGCAACAUAUUCCAGAGCCAUUGCCAGAGGUACCCGGUAUUGACUUCAAACAGUUUGAUGACGUGUGUGAUCUGGCGGAUGACAUGCUGAGAGAAGAAGACAACCCACCGGUACCGGUACAAGAGACAACAUCUUCGGUGCAUUAUUGCGAGGACCCCGCCUACCAUGCCACCAGGAUCCCCGGUGUCUGCAUCAGGAAGCUGAACUGUAACGGAUGCGCAGCACAGUACCGCGUGGCUAGAGCCACGUGUGAAGCCGAGGGGGCUUCACUUUUGACUCAGCUCACCGAAGAGAAAUUUGAAUUACUCGCGGAGGAAGACUAUUACAACCUACAGGGGUCGUGGAUAGGACUUGAUGAUAUAGCUGUUGAGGGAACGUAUGUGUGGAAUGAUGGUUCACCUUUGGGUUCAUUUCGACCAUUCCAUCCGACUGUACCGAACGAUGAGGAGACUGACUGUGUCAUUGUCGGGAGGAACGUCGGUUCAGUAUGGGCGCCGUACGACUGCAACAACAAAGUGCGGUACAUCUGCCAAAAACCUUCGACAUGUCCUAAUGUCACGACCUCCCUAACAACUAUUGCAAAUUCGACGACUGAAAGGACAACGCCCGACACAUCGACAUUACAACCGACACCGCCGGCCAAGACAACAGACGCAUCAACGACUAAGGUGACAUCAGCAAAAACAAGUAAUUGUGUCGCGACAACAACUUCACCCUCUACAGUCCAGGCGACAGCUGUUGUUGAGACAUCUGUUACAAGUGAAUAUGACAAACGAUGAAACAACAGUUCCUCCUACAACCGCGAUAACAACAGCUCCUCCUACAACCGUUAGCACAACAGCUCCUCCAACAACCAUGGUAACAACAGGUCCUCCUACAACC